Molecule: messenger RNA, 1768 nt
Organism: Aureobasidium vineae
Lineage: Eukaryota; Fungi; Ascomycota; Dothideomycetes; Dothideales; Saccotheciaceae
Source: the annotation of a GenBank genome assembly
AAACAUGCAUGUCCUUUCUCAUUCGGCAGUAGCAGCCAUCCUUGGGCUGUCAGCAGCCGUGUCUGCUCAAAACUCGAGCUCGUCUGAUCCAUUGCCCAUUGUGGAUCUCGGAUAUGCGCGGCAACAGGCUUCCUUACAANNGGCAACUGGCGGCUACUACAACUUCUCCAACAUCCGUUAUGCCGCUCCUCCAGUCGGUGACCUUCGUUUUGCAGCUCCACAAGCUCCUGCGAUAAACCGAACCCAGGUGCAGACUGGAAAUGUCAACCGCAUAUGCCCUCAGGCCAACCCAGCAUGGGAUGCCAUUGCUGCACAAUGGAUUCCGGAGUAUCUGUUGGCCAACAAAACCAACUUCACCAUGUCAGACUUCACGACCACUUCAAGCAACUCCUCUGCGGCUACCAUGCCAGACCCUAGACAGAGUGAAGAUUGUCUCUUCCUCGACGUCAUGGUUCCCGAAGCCAUUUUCAACUCUAACGAGCAACACCCUGUUCUAGUCUGGAUAUACGGAGGUGGAUAUACAGCAGGUUCAAAAGCUGGUAGCGGAAACCCUGCUGGUCUGCUCGAGCGUUCUCAAGCGGACAAUUCUAGCGGUGUCAUCUAUGUGGCUAUGAACUACAGACUCGGCGCUAUGGGUUGGCUCUCGGGUCCCACUUUCCAGGAGAACGCAACCGCAAACGCCGGUUUAUGGGAUCAGCGCUUCGCUCUCGAAUGGGUACAGCAGAACAUCCAUCUCUUUGGAGGCGACCCGAAGAACGUGACAGUCUUUGGUGAAUCAGCAGGCGGCGGCUCAAUUAUGCAUCAGAUUACUGUAAGCACCAUUCUUGUCGAUCUUGCGGGACUUGGAGCUGACCAUAGAACANNGGCCUUUGGUGGCCUCAAAGGUCCGGCACCCUUCGCAGGUGCAGUACCUCAGUCGCCUGGCUUCUUCCCUGUUGUCUCUCCAUCCACUGAGGAAGGCGUCUUCAAUGACUUCCUUGCUCUGCUGAACGUAUCCUCUCUGGCCGAGGCACGCAAACUGCCUUCAUCUGCCAUCAUUGCUGCAAAUGCAAAACAAGUCGGCUCGGCCCCUUACGGUCAAUUCAUCUAUGGACCCAGUGUAGACGGCGAUUUUGUCCCAGCACUGCCAGGCCAGCUGCUUGCCCGCGGCCAAUUCUACAAGAACGUCUCUGUCAUGACUGGCCACAACGCAGAUGAAGGCCUUCUAUUCACAAACCCCUUCAUCAACAACAACACGGCUCUAAACACCUUCCUGACCACAAGUUUCCCUGCACUCAACUACAUGCCAGACAAGCUAAACUACAUCACUCAAACUCUAUACCCACCGAUCUUUGACGGCAGCCAAGCUCAAAACUACACUAGCCAGAUUGCUCGCGUCGCUGCUAUCCUGUCCGAGGCCAUUUUCACUUGCAAUGCCGUCUGGCUUAACAAGGCUUACAACAAUCAAACUCACGCUUAUCUCUUCGAUGUGCCUCCAUCAAUCCACGGUCAGGAUAUCGCAUACACCUACUACAACGGCAACGGUAGCACGACUGCUGGCGCUGGUGGAACUUCUUUCGGCGUGCAGAAUGUUCCCGUCGCGCUCGCUAUGCAAGAAUACAUUACCGAGUUUGCAAAGACCGGCAAUCCUAACAUUAGGGGCGCGCCUUUCUUCCCCAUGUAUGGAAGCAACGCAACCGUUCAGACUCUGGGACCGAGAACCAUUGGACAGAUGAGAGAUCCUGCUGCCAAUGCGAGAUGCGCUUGGUGGCAGAAGGGUCUGUUCUAU